UCAGAAUUUGUAAAUGAUAAAUGUAAAUAUUUGUGUUUUCUAUGCACUUGAAUAAUUUUAUUUUAAUAAUUGAUACAGUGAUGAUGAAAUAUCGUGUGAUUUUAAAGAAUUUGGUGAUAAAGACAAAAUAUACCUCGUUUAGUUAGUAAAGAACAUUUAAUAUGGAUAUCCUGGAACCAGGUAAACGAAUAAGUUUAAAGCGCGCGCGUCCUAACCCUCUGUUUCAAAUAUGGUUAGAAGAACUGCAAGAAGAAGCUAUUCAGAAGAAAAGUAAACUCGAAAACAAAUUAACAGUGGCUUUGACUUCUCUUUCUAAAUAUCCUUUACCAUUACAAUCAGGUGCUGAGUGUGCUAUCCUUAAAGGUUUUGACAAGCGCUUAUGUAUGUUCUUAGACAAAAAACUACAAAAAUAUAAUUCAUUUAAAGGAAUAUCCUUAUGUUCUAUUGACAGGAUAAGUAAAGAAAAUGGAAUAGACCUUAUUUCAGAGAGACUUGAUAUAAUAAAUGCAGAAUCUUAUGGGACAGAAGAAUACGAUGUUGAAAUAAUUGACGUUGCACCAAAAUCUAGUAGCCAAGUAAGAGCCAGUCCACAGAAUUCAGAAAGUCCCAGUAAAACUAAUUGUAACACAAUUUAUAAGCCAUCUUAUGGAUCUGGAGGAUAUGCUAUACUACUGGUAUUGCUUGAACAGUCUAACGAUGAAAAAAAGCAACUGAACAAGGAAACAUUGAUUGAGCAUGCUGAAAAAUAUUGCAAAACAUCAUUUACUAUCAAAAAACCAAACACAUUCUACACAGCUUGGUCUUGUAUGGGUAAAUUGAUAACAAAAGGCUUAGUCAAAAGAAGUAAAAGUGGCAAUAAAACUACAUAUUCUUUAACAGAUGAAGGUUGUAUAAUAGCAAGAGAUUUAUCAAAAAAUUCUCCAAAAACAUCAAUUGCAGAAGAUAUAAUUCAUGUAAAUACAAGACCAAAAAAUACCAUACAAAAUGAGACUGAUAAUUCAAAAGAUCUUCCAAUAGAAGUUGCUUCGGCAAAUAGUGAAAGCUCUUCAGUACAAAAUUCGCAAAUUGUUUGCAUAGAAUUGGCAGCAAAUACAUUUGAUAUAAUUUUACUUAUUGAUAAGCAGGAGACAAGUGGAUUAAAUAAUAAAAAUGAUCCUACAGUUGCACAGUUUAAAAAGUACCCUAAUAUUUGUCAUGAAUACAGGACUUUAAAAGUUGGUGACUAUACUUGGAUAGCUAAACAUCGUAAUACUGAACAGGAGUUAGUUCUACCAUUUAUUGUAGAGAGAAAGAGGUUAGAUGAUUUAGCAGCCAGUAUUAAAGAUGGCAGGUUUCAUGAACAAAAAUUUAGAUUAAGACGCUGUGGCAUAGAAAAUGUAAUAUAUCUAAUUGAAAAUUAUGGAGGUAAAAAGAAUGUUGGGUUGCCUGUACAGUCAUUAAUGCAAGCAUUAGCAAAUACAAGGGUUAAUGAUGGCUUUAAAAUCCAUAUAACAAAAUCUUUGAUUCAUACAGCAAGAUUUCUGGCAAUAAUGACUAAAAGGCUGGCUUUUAGAUUUCAGAGUAAAAACUUAAAAGGAUGGAAUGCAGCACCGGAGGGUACUACAUUAAUGACAUUUUAUUAUUUUAAUAAAAGUACAGUCAAAAAUAAACCUUUAACUGUUACGGAGACAUUUAUUAAAAUACUGCUUCAGUUAAAAGGAGUUUCUGUAGAAAAAGCUUUAGCAAUAACCAGCAAAUACACAACUCCACAUUCUCUUAUAAGUGCUUAUAAAGUCUGUAGUCAAAAAGAAGGUGAAUUUUUACUUGCAAAUUUAAAACAUGGUGAAUUAAAUAGAAAUGUUGGUCCUACUGUAAGUAAGACAAUAUAUCAACUAUUUUCAAGAACAACUUAGGCAUGGCUGAUAGAUUGAUUUGCAGUAUGAAAACUUGUGUGCCGAUCAAAUAAAGUGGUAUAAGAACAGUAGGUACUCAACUCAACUAAAAUUGGUGACCUUCAGAUCAAUUCAUGGCUCACAUGUGUGAAUCAAAUCACAGCUAAGCUCAAUUUGUUCGUAGCAAACUGCAAGGCAGCUUGCGGCUCAUUGACUCACAUAGUAAUAAUACAUUGAGCUAUCAAUUUCGUUGUUGAUCCACAGCUAAACAAUUCAAGUUUAUGUGGGCUGAACUUUAGAACCGGUUCAGAGCUGACUUAUACACAUCUAAAAUAUAGAGAGGU
Molecule: messenger RNA, 2215 nt
Organism: Papilio machaon (common yellow swallowtail)
Lineage: Eukaryota; Metazoa; Arthropoda; Insecta; Lepidoptera; Papilionidae
Gene: mus81
Product: crossover junction endonuclease MUS81
Exons: 3
Coding region: 162-1892 (576 amino acids)
Biological process (GO): double-strand break repair via break-induced replication; mitotic intra-S DNA damage checkpoint signaling; resolution of meiotic recombination intermediates
Cellular component (GO): nucleus; Holliday junction resolvase complex
Molecular function (GO): crossover junction DNA endonuclease activity; DNA binding; 3'-flap endonuclease activity
Source: RefSeq, a predicted model, not a curated record